Suillus clintonianus is the source of this 405-nucleotide messenger RNA. RefSeq lists its product as uncharacterized. The record is from RefSeq and is a predicted model, not a curated record. The transcript has 3 exons. Bases 1 to 405 code for a protein of 134 amino acids. NCBI's taxonomy places the organism in Eukaryota, Fungi, Basidiomycota, Agaricomycetes, Boletales, Suillaceae.
AUGGCCACUGGCAGCACACCGGAAUGGACUCAUGCGUUACCAACAUCACUAUUCGACGGAUUACUAUCCAAACUCGCUAUUGUGCUUGAGCUCACCCAGAAGGCAGAUGGGACAGCAACUCCUGUAGCCAAACAAGCACUGCUACAAGCGACGAACGAUUUCAAAUAUACACUUGCUCAGGCAAAAGAUUAUGCAAGCACAUUAGCGGGAGGUGACCUCUUGGUUGAGGAACAGGACAGUGUAGUGGCAAUGCUCGAGAUACUGAAACAGCACAAGCAGCAGCAAUUAUUACAGUUCGCAUUGGAGGUUGGGUCUUUGUCCACCAUAGCAAUCCCCAAUGUCAGUUCAAAGAUGGAGAUCGAUUCUACUGCUUCCACUCCAUUUGCUUCUGGUGGUCAAUUCUGA